UUCACCUUGCGCGACUUCCAAGAGUUCGGUGAUUUCGUCAUACAGCCUACCGACAAUAUUCUUGAACACCUCCUAGUGCAAAAGCACGAGAGGAGGCCGAACCGACUAACCCUCCUGGUUUUCUUCCAUGUAUCUGCAAUUGAGAGACUUCAGGAUUGGAACGAGACAUUGAGCCCUGAAUACUUCAUCGAUCCCAACUUUGUCAAAGAGACAUUGCAAACCCUAUCGCUCUUACUUCCUUCCAACGAUUUAGAUAGCCUAGACUGGUUUAAGCGUUAUCACAGAAAGUUCCAGCGCAACUUGCCCCGCAGAGUCAGGUCGUUGAGCGGAAUCGACCCUCGUGCCGGGCAAUUGCCGGUCACUUCAAGACAGGCUGCCAGCUACAACUAUUGGUUGCCCAGGCUUCUGGAAUUGGAGAAAGAAUUUCUCAACUAUUCGCCACGGACUCUCAGGCAAUUCUUACGUGACCGUCGGCGAUACCGCGAUUGGACACUGUACUGGGUCGGUCUCGUGGCGCUAGUGCUGACUCUCAUAUCCUCUCUGACAGGUGUAGCGUCUGCCAUUGUGGGUGGCUUGGCCCUGAAAGAUGACGAAAAAGACACACAUCUAGUGACUGCGGCUUGCUGUUGUCGUGACGAAGUCGCCCUCACCAAUGUUGUGACAACGGUGAGCAUCGCUUCGGCGACUACUUCGGUAGUGACUCUUGAGCCAGCUCAGGUGAUUGACCCAACGCGGACACUGGUUAUCACAGUACGCGUCACUACCACAGUCAUGAUGACAGGGGCUUGA
This is a messenger RNA of Colletotrichum tamarilloi, 789 nucleotides long. RefSeq lists its product as uncharacterized. The annotation marks the transcript as partial. The record is from RefSeq and is a predicted model, not a curated record. The transcript has 2 exons. NCBI's taxonomy places the organism in Eukaryota, Fungi, Ascomycota, Sordariomycetes, Glomerellales, Glomerellaceae.